Messenger RNA from Durio zibethinus, 1908 nucleotides. Lineage: Eukaryota; Viridiplantae; Streptophyta; Magnoliopsida; Malvales; Malvaceae. The record is from RefSeq and is a predicted model, not a curated record.
UAUGUGUAUAUAUAGAACAUUAUAUGAAUAUGCAAAAGCUAAUCGGUCACCCAAAUUCCCUUCUAAUUCAUUCACCAAGCAAAACACCAACAUUCUUUCAUUGAACCCAAAGGACAAAAGUUUAUUUCAAUUUUUUUUUUUAUUGAUUCUGUUUAUUAUCUUGUUAUUCAAUGAUGAUUUCGUCCUGGAAAAGGAGAAGAGCUGCCAGGCGUGCAGGGAAAUUAGAGCAGAAAAGGAAUGAAAAUGGGGAGAUGGAGCUGACAAUACCAAGAGAUUUCAGGUGCCCCAUAUCGCUGGACUUGAUGAAAGACCCUGUCACGUUGUCUACAGGGAUAACUUAUGAUCGAGAGAACAUUGAGAAGUGGAUUGAGGCAGGGAAUUUCACUUGUCCUAUUACAAAUCAGGUUCUGAGGAGUUUUGAACUGAUCCCAAACCACAUGAUCAGGAAGAGGAUACAAGAUUGGUGCGUUGAGAACCAGUCUUAUGGGGUUGAGAGAAUCCCCACGCCUCGAGUUCCUGUUAGCUCGAUGGAUGUUUUGGAGAUUCUUUCGAAAAUUAAUGCCACUUGUAAGAAACAGGAUGGAGAGGGGUGUCGAGAUUUGGUUGUGAAGAUCAAGUCAUUGGCAAAAGAGAGUGAACGUAACAAGCGAUGCAUUGUGACUAAUGGGGCAGGUAGCGUUUUAUCAGAAGCUUUGGAAGCAUUUUCCAGGGCGCCUUUCGAUGAAAAUGUUGAGGUUUUAGAGGAGAUAUUGUCAGCUUUGACAAUAAUGUUUCCUUUUGAUGAAGAGGCCAAGGGUUUCUUAGGAUCAUCUUCAGCUAUGCAUUGCUUGAUAUGGUUUUUAAGCAGUGGAGACUUAUCCGGGAGAAGAAACGCAGUUUUGGCCUUAAGGGAGCUUGUUUCGUCAUCAGAUCAAAGAAAAGUGAAUGAGUUAUCAGAGAUGGAAGGUGCCAUUGAAGCAUUGUUUAAGCUAAUUAAGGACCCAAUUUGCCCAACAUCUACAAAAGCUUCUUUAACUGUCAUUUACCAUAUCAUCACAUCACCUUCAACAAAUGAGAAACAAGUAGCAAAACUUGUAAAUUUAGGCCUAGUAUCAUUGUUACUAGAAACGCUGGUGGAAACUGAAAGAGGAAUGAGCGAGAAGGCCUUAGGUGUUCUAGAUGGAAUUUGCAACAGCGAAGAAGGGAGAGAAAUGGCCUACAACAAUGCCUUGAGCAUGCCGGUUUUGGUUAAGAAAAUCCUUAGAGUGUCAAACUUGGCAACUGAUUUUUCAGUCUCCAUUUUGUGGAAGCUUUGCAAGAAUGAGAGAAGGGAAGAUGGUGGCGUCCUUGUUGAAGCUCUUCAAGUGGGUGCUUUUCAAAAGCUGUUGCUGCUUUUGCAGCUUGGCUGUGUUGACAAGACAAAGGAGAAUGUCUCAGAGUUGUUGAAACUGUUGAAUCUUCACAGGAACAAAAUAGAAUGUGUUGAUCCCAUGGAUAAUUUCAAGGAUCUGAAAAGGCCUUUUUGAUUGUAAUAGCAAACCAUGUAAAAGAUUGAGUAGGGAAAUUUUGGUUACAAAUUACAAAUUACAGUCCAAUGUACAAAACAAAAAAUUAUACAGUUUCAUUAAAAUUCCAUUACCAUGUAGAGUUUGGUAGCAAGAAAGAUUUGCAUUUCUUUGCUAACAAAAAAAAAAAAACAGGUUCUAAAUGUCAAACCAGUCUGGUCAAUUCAGGGCCUAGCUCUUAAAACCUGCCCCAGGAAUAAUAAUGGUGGAUUAGAAUAGAAAUUUUCAGACUGUCAGCCCUUAAAUUUUUGAGUCUUACAUCAUAACUCUUUAGGCAUAUAUGUAAAGAGAGCCGCCACAGGAGUGAUAUGGCAGUUGGCACAAAUGACUCGGCCUUUUUCUUGAGCAUUAAUACAUAUUUUGA